Messenger RNA from Psammomys obesus (fat sand rat), 1574 nucleotides. RefSeq names its product phospholipid scramblase 1. Gene Ontology annotation, cellular component: plasma membrane. Bases 121 to 1152 code for a protein of 343 amino acids. NCBI's taxonomy places the organism in Eukaryota, Metazoa, Chordata, Mammalia, Rodentia, Muridae. Gene Ontology annotation, molecular function: phospholipid scramblase activity. The record is from RefSeq and is a predicted model, not a curated record. Gene Ontology annotation, biological process: phosphatidylserine exposure on apoptotic cell surface. The transcript has 8 exons.
ACUGGGACUCAGGACUGGUCGGAGCCCGCUGUCCACAGUCCCGACUUGAGCUCUGCACCGCUGCUAAGCAAGAGGAGCAUCAAGUGAGCACCGCGGUCUGAGUGCGCACCGGGGCAGGGCAUGCAACCUGAGGCUCCUUACCAAGGAACACAUUUGCCAGCUGGAUAUGGCCCUCAGUAUCCACCAGCAGCAUACCAAGGACCCCCAGGACAGAAUGGCUAUCCCACACCUCAGGGUGGCUACCAAGGGCCCCAGGGUCCCUACCCAGGGCCCCAGGGUCCCUACCCAGGGUUCCAAGCUCCCUACCCAGGGCCCCAAGCUCCCUACCCAGGACCACAAGCUGGCUACCCAGUCCCGCCAGGAGGUUAUGCAGGUGCUGGCCCAAGUGGCUUUCCUGUCCAAAAUCAGCCCGAAUAUAACCAUCCAGGUGGGCCUGGAGGGACCCCAUGGAUGCCGGCACCACCUCCUCCAUUGAACUGCCCACCUGGGCUGGAAUACUUAACUCAGAUUGAUCAGAUUCUGGUUCAUCAGCAAGUUGAACUUCUGGAAGCCUUAAUUGGCUUUGAGACGAAUAACAAAUACGAAAUCAAGAACAGCCUCGGGCAGAGAGUUUACUUUGCUGUGGAAGAUACUGACUGUUGCACUCGAAACUGCUGCGGAGCAGCCAGACCUUUCACCAUGAGGAUCCUGGAUAACCUGGGCCGAGAAGUCAUGACUCUGGAGAGACCCCUGAGAUGCAAUAGCUGUUGCUUCCCCUGCUGCCUGCAGGAGAUAGAGAUCCAAGCUCCUCCUGGUGUGCCAGUUGGUUAUGUGACUCAGACCUGGCACCCGUGUCUGCCAAAGUUCACUCUCCAAAAUGAGAAAAGGCAGGAUAUUCUAAAAGUUGUUGGUCCAUGUAUUGUGUGUAGCUGCUGCUUCGACAUUGACUUUGAGCUCAAAUCCCUAGAUGAAGAAUCUGUAGUUGGCAAAAUUUCCAAGCAGUGGUCUGGUUUGGUGAAAGAGGCCUUCACAGAUGCAGAUAACUUUGGGAUCCAGUUCCCUCUUGAUCUUGAUGUGAAGAUGAAAGCUGUAAUGCUUGGAGCCUGUUUCCUCAUAGAUUUCAUGUUUUUUGAAAAAACCGGAAAUGAGGAACAAAGAUCAGGAGUAUGGUAGUAGUUUCCUGAGAUUCCUCAUGAGAUUUAACAACUACAUACUAAUGGACACUAAAGGAACUAAAAGGAACACAUAAUGACUUCUUUCUUUUCUUUUCUUUUCUUUUCUUUCUUUCUUUCUUUCUUUCUUUCUUUCUUUCUUUCCACUGAAAUAACUUUAUUUCAAGUAACCUGUGACGCUAUAGGUCCUGUUGUACAAUUGUACUUUCCAAUUAUGUUUGUUUUCUAUAAUUCUGUCAUGUAUUUGUUUAAAGUAAUUACUGUGAAUUUGUGAAAAAUGUAUUAAUUUUUUACACAUAGAAAUGAGCUUGUCUAAGAAAAGAUGCUUUGACUUACAAUCUUUUAUUCGUUUUUCAUUUUUUUAUAAAAACUUAAAUGUUAUUGUAAUUUAAUAGGAAAUUACAUAUUAAAUGUAAUUACAAU